This is a messenger RNA of Sorghum bicolor (sorghum), 1231 nucleotides long. RefSeq lists its product as uncharacterized. The record is from RefSeq and is a predicted model, not a curated record. NCBI's taxonomy places the organism in Eukaryota, Viridiplantae, Streptophyta, Magnoliopsida, Poales, Poaceae. The transcript is spliced from 4 exons. Gene Ontology annotation, molecular function: carbohydrate binding. The coding region runs from base 96 to 1016 and encodes 306 amino acids.
CCCCCAUCUUGGGACACACAACGCAAAAGCUCAUCCUCAUCUCAUCAAGUCCUGAGUGCAUUGCUAGCUAGCUCCUAGCUGAGAGAGAGAGAGCCAUGGCCAAGCUCCAAGUCACUCCGGCUGCCGCGUUCACUGAGUACAAAGAGCUUAACUUCCAAGGCCUGUACCUGCACCACAUGUUCUGGAACCGCCCAAAGGCCAACCAAGCUCGGAUCAUAGAAAACAAGGCACCGCUUGGUAUUGGUGCCACCGUUGUUAACAACUGGGAAGUAUAUGACGGGCCAGGGGAAAACGCAAAGCUUGUUGCCCGUGCACAAGGCUCGCAUAUCUAUGCCGGGAAAUGGGCCAAUUCCUUCAGCCUAGUGUUCGUGGAUGAAAGCAGGUUCAGUGGGUCCACACUUGAAGUGAUGGGGAUAGUAGUUGAAACUGGGGAGUGGGCUGUUGUUGGGGGCACCGGUCAGUUCGCUAUGGCAAACGGUGUCAUCUCCAAGAGGUUGCAUAAAUCGACAAGCGAUGGGAAUAUCAUAGAGCUUACAAUCCGUGCCUUUUGCCCACAGCUCAAAGGAACAAUGUAUCCGGUCAUAAAAGUUGGGCCAUUCGGUGGGAGUGGAGGGUCUGCAAUGGACAUCACAGAAGCACCCAGGCGUCUGGAAAGCAUCACCGUUUACGCUGGCGUGGUCCUGGACUCCAUUGCAUUCUCCUACAUCGACAACAGUGGUCAGAAGCGCUCUGCUGGUCGCUGGGGUGGCCCCGGUGGAGGAGGGCCUCACACGAUCCAGCUUGGCGAGUCUGAGGUGAUCACAGAAGUGUCUGGGACAUUCGGCACCUACUACAAUGCCACCACGAUAACCUCCAUCAAAUUCGUCACAAACCUUAACAAGACCUAUGGGCCUUGGGGCGGCGGGCAGGGUGCUUCAUUCACCAUCCCCGUGCAGCCAGGCAGUGCCAUCGUGGGCUUCUUCGUACGCGGUGCGACAUACCUCCAGGCCAUUGGUGUUUAUGUGCGGACCCUCUAGACACUGAGAAGCAGCCGCUUUGCAGAUCCAGUUUCUUUCAUCUCAUUUCCUACUAGUUGGAUCGUCGCUAAAGUUCUCAGUGUGGCAUGUUUACCCUUCUACGUACUUCACUUAGUUGCUAUUUUCCUAAUAAAGUACUGUGGUCAGUGUGAUGUAUGUUACCUCUGUCAUGAAUUUUCACAAAUACAGACCUCCAUUCAUGCUUGUGUUAUUUC